Molecule: messenger RNA, 1776 nt
Organism: Trematosphaeria pertusa
Lineage: Eukaryota; Fungi; Ascomycota; Dothideomycetes; Pleosporales; Trematosphaeriaceae
Exons: 3
Coding region: 412-1776 (454 amino acids)
Source: RefSeq, a predicted model, not a curated record
GGCAGCGCCAGGUUUGGUGGACCCGUCACUAUCGCGGACGUCUGUCUCCUAGUCGCUUCUCCACCCUCUGGAUCAGCGUCGCCCGCGCAGUCUUCUUUAAGAUACGGCAGAGGAAAGGGGUGUUGCCAGCGAAAAUGUCCGCUAUGCAUUUCGCAGCGGAAAAAGAUGCGGUGCAGGUAUGAACUCGAUGGAUCGCGCGAUCCCAAUUAGGUAAGGUCCGGAGCUCCAUCUCUUUGCUUCAUCGCCAGAAGUACCGUCAGCCAGUGCAGUCUCCGCUGCUGCGCCGUUGGAAGGGACUUUAUCCGGAGCAAAAGGAUCCAAUCCUUCUGCUCUUUCAGUUAUAAAUCCGGUAAUCCGAGAUAACGAAGCACCGUUUUCGUUUCUCGUCCACCUCGAUCCGCAGCGGUGUUGAUGAUCUCUGCCACUAGGCACAGGAUGUCGCGGUCAGAAAAAGAAGAGAAUGGGACAUUAGAGUCAAUUCCCAAUCCAGCACCAUCGUCCCGCCCAAAAGGGGAUCCCGACUACCGCAAGAAGAAGGGAAGGCAAGCGAGCUCAAAAGCCCAAGCGAGAACGGGGCCGGGUCAGGAGCAGCAGGUCCCGGCAAAUCAAGGGUCAGAGACCUUUCUCUCACCUAGCCAGCGAGACGUGGCAAGCGGUGGACCAACUUUACUUGCCUCUAUCGAAACCGACCAUCUCGCUUCGCCCGCGGUUGCAACGCCCAAGAAGCGGGGAGCAACAGCGCAGUCAGCAAGCAACCACAAUCCGGAGGUUCUCUCACCCCCUCGCACCGACCGCCGCAAGUCCGUCGCUUUUACGCUGGACACAAAAACCGUCGACGGUAGCAGCGCUUCGGAUCUCUUCAAGAAGUGGGCACAAGAGCAAAAGGGUGCGAGCGCUGAGUUUACUCCAGCUAAGCUAGCGCAGUUCGUACCGCCUCCUAAGGUACACCCUGCCAAUAGCAUUCCUCCAGCUCAAAGCCCGAGCACCAAGGAAGAGAAGAAAGCGAAGACUCCUGACAGGAAAGCGCUGAAACAGACUGAAACAGGUUCACCUGCGCCGGGUAAGGGAGCUGAGCGGUCUGCCGAUAAGUCCAAGCCACCACCUGGCUCAGCAUCCAAAUCCAAGAAGGACCCGUCUCUCUAUCUUUCGUAUCUUACUCAUGUUAUCGAGCGACUGAAAGAGCGCUGCAAGGCUACAGUCGAAGAGAUUGACGCGGCCGGCGAGCAAGAGGCAAGCACUAUGGAUGACCCAGAGGUCCGCAAAGCGGCUAAAGACGAAGCUCUGCAGGAGCAACUAAGCAGGCAAAAGAAGCGAAGGCAGCUUAACGCUAAUAUCAAGAACAUGCUCAAUCACCCUUACUUAGAGGGCUACAUUCGACGGCUUAAACGUCAACGCGCGGAAGCACUACUCUACGCACUGAAUCUUGCUGCGCCUGCCUCUAUACAACGCACGAACGGCGCAGCAACCCAGCACGCUACGUCUACAGUGAGCACUGCGCGUACACAGAAAACACCGCGCAAACGCAAAUCAAGGACAGAAGUGUCGAGCGAGGAGAGCAGUAGCGAGAGCAGCAGCAGCAGCAGCAGCAGCGAAGAGAGCUCGAGUUCUUCAGAGUCGGAGCCGGAGUCAGGGGAACGCAGCGAGUCAGACUCCGAUCGGGCCACGGAAACUUCCGCCCAAGAAGAUGAGAGCAGUGACGGCCAGGAAGACUGCUCAGCCUCAGGUUCGGACGGCGAGCGUGAAGACCUUCGACGUGGAGUACCGGUCGAUAUUUGA